Molecule: messenger RNA, 726 nt
Organism: Carassius carassius (crucian carp)
Lineage: Eukaryota; Metazoa; Chordata; Actinopteri; Cypriniformes; Cyprinidae
Product: monocyte chemotactic protein 1B-like
Exons: 3
Coding region: 97-621 (174 amino acids)
Biological process (GO): lymphocyte chemotaxis; positive regulation of ERK1 and ERK2 cascade; G protein-coupled receptor signaling pathway
Cellular component (GO): extracellular region
Molecular function (GO): chemokine activity; CCR chemokine receptor binding
Source: RefSeq, a predicted model, not a curated record
CUAAAAACAGUUCUCAGUCUGCAGUGUUGAUACUCGGAAAUGGAUUUACAUGAAUGUCUUUAGUAGGAAUAUGUCUCUGACUGUGUAUAUAAGAGGAUGCUCAGAUGUUAUUCUGGACACAACAGCUCUGAGAUCUUCAAGCUCUACAGAACUUCUACAGAUUCUUUCUGUCAGUGUGAAGAAACAUCUCGAAGAAUGAGAAGCCUGAUGUGUUUGCUGUUCCUGGUGAUCUUCUGCUCUGUGCAGAUGACUUCAAGCGCUAACCCGGCAAUUGAAGCGACAAACUCAAACUGUUGUGGAGAGUUCAGUAAAGUGAAGGUUCCUGUGAAUAAAGUGGUGUCUUACUAUUGGACCAGCAGCAUCUGUGCCAGACGCGCUAUUGUGUUUAAGACAAUUUCAGGGAGAGAGUUCUGCAUUGAUCCAAAGACUGCCUGGGUGAAGAGUCAUAUUGAUCAAGUGGACAAAAGAACAACUGUUACAGAAUCUAAUGCUACAAAAACAACUGUUACAGAAUCUAAUGCUACAACAACAACAAAUGCUACAAAAACAUCUGCUACAGAAUCAGCUUCUGCUGCAUUGACAACUGCUACUACAGAAAAGACACAGAGCCUUACAGUUUAAAAGAAGCUACACGGUUUCUAUUUGAUCUCUGUAUUUCAUAAUGUAUAUACAACCAUAUUUCUGAUCUGUAUAUGAAUAUAUACUCUCCAAAUAAUGUAUUUAAAU